CGCCAUGCCAGAGGAGCGCGUCAUUGACCGCGAGAAACAUUGUCCAUUCCUGCUCCGAGUCUUCUUCAGUAGGGGUGUUCACAACAGAGCGGAUGCGUUCGAAGCGCUUGACGACAAGCCCAUAGCCAAUGAGCUGCACAUUUACACGUGGCCGGACGCGACGCUGCGGGAGAUAGCAGACCUGGUGCAAGAUUCGAACACCGACGCCCGGAAGGCCAACAUGCGUCUGAGCAUCUGCGUUGUAUCGGAGACAAGAGAUGGAAGAGUGCUGAUUAGGAAGGUGGGCUACGUCAACAGUAGUCGUCGUCGAUGCGUUGACGACGCCAAGACGCUCGCGAGUGUGCGCUUCCAUCCAGGCGAUAUUGUCGAUAUUGCGAUGGUUGAGUAAUGCAAGUACCAGUACAUAUGUACCGUAUUUGAGAUCUCCUACUUCAGACCCAAUAUUUUUGAAGUUGUAUUGUUGCAAAAUGCACAAGAUCUGUACACGUA
This is a messenger RNA of Phytophthora infestans T30-4, 489 nucleotides long. RefSeq lists its product as uncharacterized. Gene Ontology annotation, molecular function: transcription corepressor activity; transcription factor binding. Gene Ontology annotation, biological process: negative regulation of DNA-templated transcription. The coding region runs from base 5 to 388 and encodes 127 amino acids. The record is from RefSeq and is a predicted model, not a curated record. Lineage: Eukaryota; Oomycota; Peronosporomycetes; Peronosporales; Peronosporaceae. Gene Ontology annotation, cellular component: nucleus. The transcript has 4 exons.